This is a messenger RNA of Kogia breviceps (pygmy sperm whale), 2852 nucleotides long. Lineage: Eukaryota; Metazoa; Chordata; Mammalia; Artiodactyla; Physeteridae. The record is from RefSeq and is a predicted model, not a curated record.
GCGGCCGGCAGAGGGAUUCUGGGUAACGGCCCCAGCCGGCUGGGGCGGCUGGCUCCGCGCAGUAGGUUCUGCUCACGCGAAGUCUGUUGUCAGUGGGGAUUGUAGGGCCGGGGGGAGCCGGACAUGGAGCAGCCGUGGCCGCCGCCAGGACCUUGGAGCCUCCCUCGGGCAGAAGGUGCGGCUGAGGAAGAGAGUGACUUGGACGUGUCCCCUGGUUCUCCUCGCUACCCGCAGCUGCCGGGAGGCGGCACCCAGAUGUAUAGCCAUGGAAUUGAAAUGGCUUGCCAAAAGCAGAAAGAGUUUGUGAAGAGCUCUGUGGCGUGCAAAUGGAAUCUCGCUGAAGCUCAGCAGAAACUUGGUAGCUUAGCACUGCAUAACUCUGAGUCCUUGGAUCAGGAACAUGCCAAAGCACAAACAGCAGUAUCAGAACUGAGGCAACGGGAAGAAGAAUGGCGGCAGAAAGAAGAGGCUCUAGUACAAAGAGAGAGAAUGUGUCUGUGGAACAUGGAUGCCAUUAGCAAGGAUGUUUUUAAUAAGAGUUUUAUUAAUCAAGAUAAAAGAAAAGAAACAGAAGAUGAAGAUAAAUCAGAAUCAUUUAUGCAGAAACAUGAGCAGAAAAUCAGACAUUUUGGUAUGUUAAGUCGAUGGGAUGAUAGUCAGAGAUUUUUGUCUGACCAUCCAUACCUUGUAUGUGAAGAAACUGCUAAAUAUCUUAUUUUAUGGUGUUUUCAUCUAGAAGCUGAACAGAAGGGGGCUCUGAUGGAACAAAUAGCACAUCAAGCAGUUGUAAUGCAGUUUAUUAUGGAAAUGGCCAAAAACUGUAAUGUGGAUCCAAGAGGAUGUUUUCGCUUAUUUUUCCAGAAAGCCAAAGCAGAGGAAGAAGGUUAUUUUGAAGCAUUCAAAAAUGAACUUGAAGCUUUCAAGUCAAGAGUAAGACUUUAUUCUCAAUCACCAAGUUUCCAACCUAUAACAGUUCAGAAUAAUGUUCCCCAUUCUGGUGUUGGAUCUAUAGGUUUAUUAGAAUCCUUACCACAGGUAUUUAGAGAGAUACCAAAUUCCACUCCUUUAAAUACAGAAGGGAUGAGGACCACCUAAGCAUUCUUACGGUUCUGUGAGAAAUAGCCCAUAGGGACGCAGUCUUUCCAAAGGAAUUUUAUGACUAAGUCUCUGUAAGUUCAACAUAUAAACCUCCUAAAACUAAUGUGUUACAUAACGAAUGCAGAGGAAAAAAGACUUUUGAAGGAUGUUGUUAAUUCUAAAUGUAAGAGGGAAAAGAUAAGAUUUCAGCUAGAUCCACAGAAGCACUGUUAUUUGAGAGAAGGAUAGAUGAUAGAUAGGAUAAGAUGAGAGACAACCUGAGGGACUAAGUUGUCAACUGAGAGGAGAUUUGGAAGAAGAGCUUACCAUAACAAUAACAUCCCAUUUUUAUUACGUCAGUUUAUACCCUGCAAAACACUUUUACAUGGUGUCUCAUUUAAUCUUCUCAAAAACCCUGUGACACAUUUUCAUUCAUUUUAUGGAUGAAUAAACUGAAGCUCCUGGAGGUUAAGUAAUUUACCUGAAGUCAAUACAGUGAGUGAUGGAGCUAAUAUGCUAAUCGUGGAUUUCUGUUCUACUCCAUUGCUCAUUCAUUCUCCUACAUCAGGGGUGCUCAACUCCCGGGCCAUUGACCGGUACCGGUCCAAGCCCUGUUAGGAACCGGGCCACACAGCAGGAGGUGAGCGGCGGGCAAGCAAAGCUUCAUCUGCUGAUCCCUGUUGCUUGUAUUACCACCUGAACCAUCCCCCCACCCCACCCCAGGCCAGUGGAAAAAUUGUCUUUCACAAAAGUGGUCCCUGGUGCCAAAAAGGUUGGAGACCACUGACCUACAUUAUAGACUAUUGUUGAAUCAUAUGCUAGAAAUAGGACAAGACACUCAGUUGUGUGCUUUUGGGAAGAACUGGUCUCCGGGACAAGACAUGUGUUAAGUAUGUUAUUAGAUGAGAAUAUAGGGUAAUCAUGGAAUUUAAGUGUACAUUAGGUUAGGUAUAUUGAUUGCUUUUUGUUUUUUUAAGUCUCCUCAUGAUGAUGUCUUCAGUUUUUAAGGAGGUGGGUAGAUGAAUUCUAGAGAAUCUCUUUAGCCAGUUCUAAACUCAAAAUUCUCCAUGAAAACCUGGAGCCUAGUCUUAAUAGAGAGUAAUUGUAAGCUCUGUUCUGAAGGCCUUUGGAAUUGGGCCUGGAUGGUCAGAAAAGAUCUUAGCACUCUGUUUCUUUGGAGAAUGGGAUAAUGUAACAAGAUUAUUAAUAAUUUUUUAUAAAACUUAAAUUUGGAUAACACUUUAGCUUUUAAUCUUUUUUUAAAUUGACAACAGUCUCGUGAAAUAAGCCAAAUACCAUUAUCCUUAGCUUUGAGAGAACUAAACCAAGGCCUCUUGGACAGAGAAAUAAGUAACAGUUAACCUUAAGCUUAUCCUGUAUACUAGCUUUUAAUGCUGUUAAAUUUUGAUGAAUUAUUUUCUCUUUGAGGAUGGCAUUAUACUAAGUGGAAGAGGCAGGGUUAGAACUGAGGUCCAAAGUUAUUUUAGUGUUCCAGACCUCAGUCAGUUAUUUGUGCCACUUCCUUCAUAAAAACCUGAUUGAGAAUAAUCCAACUAACAUCUGGCUUACUUUUUGACUUCUACAAUAAAAGAAUCACAAAGUAGGGCUUCCCUGGUGGCGCAGUGGUCGAGAGUCUGCCUGCUGAUGCAGGGGACAUGGGUUCGUGCCCCGGUCCAGGAGGAUCCCACAUGCUGCGGAGUGGCGAGGCCCCUGAGCCAUGGCUGCUGAGCCUGCGCGUCCGGAGCCUGUGCUCCGCAAUGGGAGAGGCCACAACA